AGUCUAGUGUAGUCUUGAGUCGCAUGCAGACUUGUGCAAUGUGCAUUGAGAGUGGAUCCGAAUGAUUGACCUCUGCUCUCUGGAUCCAGAAUAAUUAAUCGGUUUGAUUUAGGAUUCCCAUUACUCUCAAUUGAUAUGUAGAAUGUAGAUAUAACCCUCGGGUAUAUCCAUUUUCAGAUCGAUUUUCACUGGAGAAUGUUGCGGCUAUUAUUCACCACUUGAGAGAAAAGUGGAUGUAUCAUGCCGUGUGUAAUAAUGCAUCGAGCGAAACUUCAAUUGAAGACAUCAAAAGACUGCUGGAGAGUUCAUCACACGGCGAUGGUGCGAUGAACAUCAUACUCUCUGACGACGAGGCCGGGAUGGGUUUUAUAGACAAGGUGAACGCCAGCGGCCUGUUCGGCCUCUCGGACGAGCAGCACGAGUGGCUGGUACUGAGCUGCGGCAGCCGCGUCACCGACCGCUGGAGCCGCCGCUACAUGCCCGUCAACAACCACGUGACGAUCGCCGAAAUUUGGCGGGAGUCCAGCAGCUCCUCCGUCGGCGACUCAGCCUGUGACUCCGAGUCGGGCCCGGUGACUCAUGUGGAGCUGAUGGAGAUCUACCACCUGGCGCCCGGCCUGACCGCCCACCGACACUCCCUGGGACGCUGGUACCCAGACACCGGCGCACAGAGCUGGGACAACCACUCCAUCUACGAGAGACGCAGAGACUUCAGCGGUUUGACGCUCAGAGUUGCCACCAAAGAGGGUGCUCCCGUGACCACGUUCCUGCAAACGCCGGUACCUGACGUGGGCGGAUACAUGGGCGAGAUCUGGAAACUUCUCGCGAACGUCCUGAACUUCAAUUACACGGUGUCUCCGUCCGUGGAUGGCGAGUGGGGCGGCCUGGACGCCAACGGCCGCUGGACCGGCCUGGUGGGUAUGCUGCAGCGCCAGGAGGUGGACGUCAGCGUGGGACACCUCUCCAUCACGCGGGACCGCAGCCAGGUCAUCGACUACACAGAAAGCCUCUUCAUGCUCGGGUACAGCCUAUUCAUAAAGAAGCCGUCCACCCUGGACUUCAGCUGGACAACCUAUCUGGACUCGUUCGACGGGACGCUGUGGGCGAUCUUGUGCCUGACGGUGCUUUGUGGCAGCGCCAGCAUGACCUUCAUGUACACACUGGAGCGGCGCUGGCUGGCCACAGACCGACCCCGGGACAGUGACGGGCCGCUCGACACGCUGCUCCGCUUCUUCGGCAUCGCCUGCCAGCAAGGCGCAGACGAGACGCCGGGCGGCAUGGGCACUCGCUUCUUCUUCUGGGCGUUCUUCCUGGCGAUGGUGAUCGGUCACGCUGCCUACUCGGCCACACUGGUCUCCUUCCUGGCCGUCCAGUCGCUGGUGCUGCCCUUCCACGGCCUGGACGGCCUGCUCAACGACGGAACCUACCGGCUCGGAGUCGUCAACGGAACGUCCAUGUACGACUACUUCAAGUACUCGAGAUCAGCGACACAUCGUCAAGUGUUCAAGAGACACGUCUGGCCCCUGCACGAUCACAAGGAAGGCUGGGACCACGUCAGAGCAGAGAAGAUGGCAUAUUUCGCCUGGACAGGAAGCGUGGAAGCUACGUGCGAUAUUGUCAAACUCGACGACGAAUAUUACAAACACAAUGUCGCCUUUGGAGUUCAGAAGCAUUCGCCAUAUAAGCAAUUCUUCGAUUACCACCUGUUCCGCCUCAUAGAAAGCGGCCUGCUCAAGCACACUGCCGACCGAGAGCUAUCCAAGAGGGAAUCGUGCGAUGAUCGAGAGAUGAAGGGUCUCGGUCUACCCAGCGUGGUGUCGGCGCUGGCACUGCUGGCUGGCGGACACCUGCUGAGCCUGCUGGUGCUGGUUGCUGAGCUGCUCUGGUGCUGGCGAGCUGCGACCAGCAGACACCGACCGCUCAGAGCAACUACACGCCGUCCAACAAAAUCGCCCAGAGUCCACCACAGCUCAGCAAUCGUCGUUCGGGAGAAUAGCAUUGCUAUCUCUUGGAAACUGGUAUCGAAGAACUGAGUGCCCACUGUGAUCUAAAUGUGUCG
Molecule: messenger RNA, 2059 nt
Organism: Amphibalanus amphitrite
Lineage: Eukaryota; Metazoa; Arthropoda; Thecostraca; Balanomorpha; Balanidae
Product: glutamate receptor ionotropic, kainate 2-like
Exons: 11
Coding region: 234-2033 (599 amino acids)
Cellular component (GO): membrane
Molecular function (GO): glutamate-gated receptor activity
Source: RefSeq, a predicted model, not a curated record